This is a messenger RNA of Gasterosteus aculeatus aculeatus (three-spined stickleback), 1259 nucleotides long. The record is from RefSeq and is a predicted model, not a curated record. NCBI's taxonomy places the organism in Eukaryota, Metazoa, Chordata, Actinopteri, Perciformes, Gasterosteidae.
AUGACUCGCGACCAGUUUCUGUGUGGCUCAGCCCUGAUGAUCAUCCUCUUGGCCAGUGGCUCCAGGUACGCAACACUACAGGUUCUUCAACUUUCACGAUUCCUCAGCUAUGAGUUUGCCCUGGUUUGCAUUUUAAAGACUUACGGCCGUCCCUUCUGUGCAGGAUCCUUGAUUACCAAUGAGUGGGUGCUGACAGCUGCUCACUGCCUGGACAGCGUGCUCAUCAAUAAUGCGACGGUUUCGCUGGGAAGCCAAAACCGUUCAGGCCCGAACGUGACUCUGAGAAUCGAACGGACCGUGUGUCAUCCGUCAUACAGCUCCUGGACCAACAACAACGACAUCUGUCUCCUGAAGCUGUCGUCUCCGGUGGACUUCAGCGACUACAUAUAUCCGGUGUGCUUAGCCUCGGCGGGGAGCACCUUCCACACCGGGGUCAGCAGCUGGGUCACCCAACCUGGUUCACUUUUCGGAGCCGAGAUCGUGCAGCAAGUGAACGUACCAAUCGUUGGAAACAAUGAGUGCAGAUGCGCCUAUGGUCAACUCACAGAGAACAUGAUCUGUGCUGGGCCGUGCCAGGGAGACUCCGGGGGCCCGUUGGUGACCAAAGAUGGUUCCAUUUGGAUCCAGAGUGGAAUCAGGAGCCUUGGCUUCGGCUACGGCUGCGCCAGGCCCAAUACUCCUGGAGUCUUCACCCGUGUGUCCCAGUACCAGAACUGGAUCUCCAACGUUACCGGUGCCAGCCAACCGGGCUUCGUUCCCUUCACAUCGCCCGGAGUGAACAGCGACCUCUAUUAUGCCUGUUCUAACACAGCACCCACAACCAAUCCAACCCCACGCACCAAGCAACCAUUCCCAGUAUAUCCUGAUGGAAGCGUGUUCAGUAGCGGUGGAAGUAUGAUCCAUUUCUCCCACUCCCUCCCACUGUGUCUCCUGGUGGUUUCCCUCUAUGUGCUGGUCUGUGAAGCGGGAAGCGUUUAAAAUGUCUCGCUGUGUUUCACAACCAGGCUUCUUUUUCAAUGGAUUUGAAACGUGUGAGGUCACACGGUGGUGACAGGUACACAUGUAUGCAUCACUGCAGCAUGACAACUAAACUUAACUAACUACAUGGGGGGUGGGAGGGGUGUUGUGUUUAUCUUGAAUUGCUCCUGUGUGAGAUCAUAAAAUGAAUAAUUUUUAGUAACUUGCAGAGGAUUGGAUUGACGGGAAAAUGUAUCUUCUUUUCUUCUUAUAAAUCAAAUAAAAAGAGUUCCUCUUUCAAA